This is a messenger RNA of Thunnus maccoyii (southern bluefin tuna), 3969 nucleotides long. Its product is annotated as zeta-sarcoglycan. NCBI's taxonomy places the organism in Eukaryota, Metazoa, Chordata, Actinopteri, Scombriformes, Scombridae. The transcript has 8 exons. The record is from RefSeq and is a predicted model, not a curated record. Gene Ontology annotation, biological process: cardiac muscle tissue development; heart contraction. Gene Ontology annotation, cellular component: sarcoglycan complex; sarcolemma. The coding region runs from base 547 to 1512 and encodes 321 amino acids.
GUUGCCGACCACUGCACGAGCAGACACAACAUCACACUCACAUUUACUGGGAUUCAACGGGAUAUAACGGCAUUCAUCCGCUGACCGACUGACAGGAGAGUCUGAAUUCCGGGUUCAUUCCAGCAGAGGGGAACAUUUCUAAUUCAGAUGUAACAACAAAAAAGACGCACCGGGUCGUUAAGUGCGCAAAAGCCGCAGCUUGAAACAUUACGCACUGCUAAUUCUGAUCUAUUUCUAUCUAUUUUCGCAUCCCUCCGUCUCCUGCACGGACAACCCAGGGACUGGAGGUUGGGGGACUUUCACAGUAUGGAGUCCUGAUUUUACCAAGCGACCCACGGGGAGAAAUGAAACUGAGAAAAUCCGUCGCCGUGGUGGAAUAUUAAAAAUCUGAUCCCAACAAUAACCCAGGAGAUGUUGCAGCAGAGUUUGGGACUCUAGAGAACAUCCCAACUUUUCUGGUAUCCGUUUUAAUCUCUUCCCCUCUCCUCUACUUCGCCUGUGGGACUUCUAUUUUCGUGACUGAUUUGCAGUACUUCACUCUCUGUCAUGGACCGUUCGACGUCUUUGGAUAUAGAGGCGCUCAAGAUGACCCAGGAGCAGUACAUCCUUGCAGCGCAGCCCAAUCCACUCCACCAGCGGGGGGCGUCGGUGUGCGGUGCCCAGGUUUACCCAGCGGUGGGAAUCUACGGCUGGAGGAAGAGAUGCUUGUACUUCUUUAUCCUCCUUCUACUCGUCACCAUGAUCGUCAACCUGGCGCUGACCAUCUGGAUCCUCAAAGUCAUGAACUUCACUCCGAGCGGUAUGGGGAAUCUGCAAGUGACCAAGGAAGGAGUCAGACUGGAGGGAGUGUCCGAAUUCCUGUUGCCUUUAUACGUCAAAGAGAUCCAGUCCCGUAGGGACAGUCCGUUGAUCCUCCAGUCUGACAGAAAUGUGACCGUCAACGCUAGGAAUGAUCAGGGACAACUGACCGGUCAGCUAACAGUGGGUUCAGAGAUGGUGGAGGCCCAGUGUCAGAGGUUUGAGGUGAGGAGUGCAGAUGGAGAGAGAGUUCUGUUCUCUGCGGACGAAGAGGAGAUCAGCAUCGGCACUGAGAAACUCCGAGUCACAGGGAAUGAAGGUGUGGUGUUCAGCCAUUCUGUAGAAACAUCACAUGUGAGGGCAGAACCCUUCCAGGACCUAAAGCUGGAGUCGCCGACCCGGACCCUGACCCUGGAAGCCCCCAGAGGGGUGGAGGUCAACGCUGGAGUGGGAGACUUCACGGCCUCCUGUAGGAAAGACCUCCUCUUGCAGUCCUCAGAAGGAGAGAUCUUUCUAGACGCAAACACCAUCCGGCUGGGCAACAUUCCCCUCGGCAGUGCUGUGGACCCCCUGGAGGGGGCGCCAGCAGGUACCACAUACACCAAACAGACUGUGUACGAGCUGUGUGCCUGCGCUAACGGCAAGCUCUACCUGUCCCCGGCUGAGAAAGGCUCUACCUGCCAAACCACUAGUAACUUUUGUCUCUGGAGCUGAAAGUGGGAGGUUGACAGACAGCCGGGACAUGUGGACAAUUAGAGUUUGAAGCUAAUGCUAGCCAACAGACUGAAUCAGUGUGGAUUAUGGCUUGGUGGGAAGCUAACGCCAGCUAACAGACCGAAUCGAUAUGGAUUGUAGCAUGGCGAGAAGUUCAUGUCCUUAAACCAAUCGAAUAAUAUGGAUUACAGCUUGGCAGGAAGCUAAUGUUUGCUAACAGACCAAAUCAACAUGGACUGUGGCUUGGUGUAAAGCUAAUACCGCCCAAAGGACUGAAUCAACAUGGACUAGAGCUUGGUGAGAAGCUAAUGCCAGCUCACCGACCAAAUUAAUAUGGAUUGGUCAGUAGCUAAUGCUUGUCAAGAGACUUGGAGGGAAGCUAAAGCCAACAAGUUUAGCUAGUGGGUGUGAUGCUAAAACCACUCCUGGACAUGGAUGGACAGUCACACUCCGGGGCUCUUGUUAGCUGUCUUCGCCAUUGUUGAAUUGCUGCCAUGACGGUUUUUGAAAGUCACAAGGAUUAUAUUUGGGGGUGGCCUGAGAACAGCAAACACUUACAAUGAAAAGUGAGUUGUGUGUUCUCUGUAUGACCAAAAUGUCCUGGAAACCUGCUCCUACUUUUGUUUGGAUAACCAGAUAUGGUGAUGGACUACAAACUCGCCAACAUGGACAUGGACAAGGACUCUGGGUUAACCUGUUCAUCAGUUGGCUCAUAGACAUCAGUGAGGACUGUGGCUUAGCCCUGCGGGUAGCUAACAAAUACAUCAGACAGUGGUUUAGUCUAGUGGGAAGCUAAGGCUAGCUAACGGACCAAUCUAUACCAGAAAGGCCUUCCCCCUCCUCCCCCUCUAGUCUUUCAACCCAGACGUUGACGUUUGACUCCUCCGCAUCAAUCUGCACCUGAUAGUGACAAUGUUCUCCGACCCCACUUUUCAUAGGAUAACUAAUGCAAAUAAUUGUGCUUCGACCUUUUGUGCUUCCACCAGCUUUUUUCCCCUGUAUAUUCUCUGAUUUUUCACAUCUUUGUUAAUUUCUCAGACACACUCUUUUCAUUUUCUCUUCUUUUUUUUUUCUUUUUUCAGAUAAAAUAUUUGACUUGUUAUCUCUUUGUAUCCGGUUCUUUUUCCCCUAUAACAUCUCUGUAAACCUUUAUCUUUAUUAUUCAUAUUUUGCUGUUGCUCUCGGUUAUCUGUUCGCCAUGCUCUAGUUAUUUUUGUUCUCUCUAUGCACCUGCUUCCACUGAACUGGUAAAGAAUUGUCCUCCCUAUCCGUUUUCUUCCACCAGUCUAGUUAAGAAAAAAAAAAAAAAAACAACAAAAAAAAACAACUGAAAACAUGUUUUACCAGCUUUGUUCCACUGGAAACUAUACUCAACAUCACAGCUGUACCAGAUGCAGGGUUUCUCCUCCUCACAGUCAGUUCAGGCUCAGGUGGGUGCUAUGGCAGACCAACAAUUUUACGGUGUUGGGCCAAACCUCCAGUCAGACAGAGACUGCAGUCGGACAGCAGCCAGACCAAUUUUGGUCUUGUUAUGGAGGAUUAUACAUCUUCAUCCUGUGUUCCUUGUCUGUCAGACUUUUUUUUUUUAUUGCAUGUCCUUUCUGCUCUUCUAGCCAAGCCCUUCUCUUACUUCACAGUAAUGUCUUUUUCCUGUGAGAUUUUUCUGCUUGUUUUUGUUCCUUCUUCAGCUUGUUUUGCCUCUCAUUACUCCUUGCUCACCCUCCUCACCAUCUCUAUUUUCUUUCUAGUAGUUAAAUUUCUCAAUUUCAUCAUAUCCUCCUCUCACCCAUCACAACUUUUUUAUUAUUUCUUCAAUCUUUAAUCUUUUUUUUUGGCCAUCCCAAACUCUAUCAGGAAAAAUUGUCCUUCCAAUCUCACGCUUUGCCCACUAUCCAAAGUUCUGCAACCUAAGCAAGAGAAGUCAAGAAGGUCCUAAAUAUUAUUUUGGGGGUUAUUGUUUUAUAUAUCAGUCUCAGAUGGGGAAUAAGUGUGAAUGGCCUGCGAUGGCUGGAAAUCAUAGGAAAUAUGUGUGUGGCAGAAAUCCCCCCUGGAGGAAGUGAUGGAUGGAUUUGGUUGUAUGCGUAUGGACUCAACUGGAUUAAGGCCCUGAGGCGUACUUUCUUUUUUUAAAAUAAAGCGAUACACAGGUGCCUUUGCUGCUGUUGGUAAAAGCACAUCACAGUCUGAACGUUCACACUACCCUCAGUGGACCAUCUGCAAGUGUCUCUGGACGAACUAUCUAUUUAUCAAUCUACCUGUCUAUCUAUUUAGUUUUCUGUCUUCUUCCUCCCCUUCUCUCCUGGUUUUGUAGAACUCUCAGUAUAUCCAGCUGAAAAAAAAAAAAAAAAAGAAAAAUUCAAUCCUGGUUUAAAGUUUCAUUUUCUGAUGUGUUCCCUUAUGGUUUUAUUCUUGAUAAUAAAAAAAGCACAAAUUAUGCCAUGUAUAUAACAAUACCAA